GCAAAAUAGGGAGAAUGAGCGUUUGACAGCUGCCGCUUUCCACGAACAGAUUGUUUAAUUUAAGAUAUAGAAUAUUUAUGCUAUUUAUUUGUAAAAGGUGUAGUAAUAUUGCACUGUAUUCCUGCUUUUAUGGCCGCCGCCGUGAGGAAUAAUGUGUGGGUUGCUCCGGGGCAGGACGCGCAGUUUCUCCAUAAAACCGCACCACUGACAAGCGACUGUCUGAGAGGUGAAGAUCAUGGACAAGUGCUCUGUAACACGAGGGAUGCCAUUCCUGGAACUUCCUCCUUUCAUGAAUAUAAUUUGGGUAAAUCAGAAAUGGACGGCUACAUGUCUCAUCACUCCCAGGAAGCAGUGAAUUCCAAAAUGUUGUGCAGAGACGGUGCUCUGACUUUAGAACCCACCUUCACUGAGGACUUCAGCUCUCCAUACAGUGUCAACAUGAGCCUUCUCUUUCCUGAUGUCACAUAUCUGCAUCACGGCCUCUGUCGAACUGUGAGACAGAUUAAAACAGAACCUUCCCACUCUCUAAUGCAUCCUACCUGUCAGGGAAAUGGACUACCGCCAACUCUCCCAGAAUACCCAGGUGUUUUCAGUGCAGCAGAUACAGCCAGUGGCAACUUUUUCAUCAAACAGGAAGUUCCAGAUUUCCAGGAUGUCCCCCUGUUUCAGCUUUUGAACUCUGAUCUGGAGCAGCUUGUACAUGGAUCCCAGCUGAACUCCAUCCCAAUGGCCCCUCUUAGUCUCCCCAUUGGGAAUGUCAAUGUAGGCCCCGUGCAAAAUUCUGCUAAACCCACCAGCAGUCCACGACCCGAGUGUUUUACAUUUAACCAACACACAGGUUGUCAGCAGAGACCAACCUAUCUGCCACCUUCUCCACCAAACUCUGAGCCUCCAAGUCCAGACAGAGGGAAGGAACUGCUCCACAAUCUGUCCCCACCUCCCUCCUACGAAGCCAGCAUCGCCUCCAAGUUGAAUUUUCAGGCGACCAAUCUCGAAACAGGAAAGACGUCUAAUGUUACGUUGAUCCAAAACCCAGGCCAGAAUCCUAACGUUACAUUAGCUCAAAGCCCUGUUCCUGGACCGGUGCAGCGCUCAAGCCUGACACCAGUUCAGACAACCCUGGGUAUUGGCCCACUGUCCCCAGUAUUGGCCCAGUCAGCUCCAGUUAAGUACAACCGGCGGAAUAAUCCUGAUCUGGAAAGGCGGCGGAUUCACCACUGUGAUGUACCAGGAUGCAAGAAAGUUUACACCAAGUCUUCUCAUUUAAAAGCUCAUCUACGGACCCACACAGGAGAGAAGCCAUACCAGUGCUCAUGGGAGGGAUGUGAAUGGCGCUUCGCUCGCUCUGAUGAGCUGACUCGCCAUUUCAGGAAACACACGGGAGCCAAGCCUUUCCAGUGUGCAGUGUGUAGCCGCUGUUUCUCCCGCUCUGACCACCUCGCCCUUCACAUGAAGAGACACCCGACCUAGGACCACCCUCCUGCAACUUAAGUCCAUCUUUAUUUUUUCAAUAAAACAGGACAAGUAACUUAAACAUUUCAUCAAAU
Molecule: messenger RNA, 1547 nt
Organism: Sphaeramia orbicularis (orbiculate cardinalfish)
Lineage: Eukaryota; Metazoa; Chordata; Actinopteri; Kurtiformes; Apogonidae
Gene: klf5b
Product: Kruppel like factor 5b
Exons: 4
Coding region: 130-1470 (446 amino acids)
Biological process (GO): regulation of transcription by RNA polymerase II
Molecular function (GO): DNA-binding transcription factor activity, RNA polymerase II-specific; RNA polymerase II cis-regulatory region sequence-specific DNA binding
Source: RefSeq, a predicted model, not a curated record